GCAACUCAUGGGUCCUUCACAAAUAUCACGAAUCCCAAUAAAUAUCUAAUCCACUUCACCCUCUUCCUUCCUCAACUCAACUGCCGAUUAGCACCGCCAACUUUCUCCUCCCCAAAACCUCCGUAAAACAAUUUGCAGAUUAUUCACUCUUCCAGCUCAUGGCUAUCUCUAUUGUUCCAUCUAUCCAUCACUCAAUGCCGCCAAUUGCUUCUUCUCCAUCUCUUCCGCAUCCUAAGGAUCAUAACAAGCACAUCUUAAGAAUCUUGGUCGGAAGGAGGCAGAGAUUGACGUCAAUUAGAUGCAGCGCAAGUGAAAGAGUAAACGAAAUGAACUAUUACGAGCUUCUUGGAGUUUCUGCAGAUUCAAAUACUCAAGAAAUCAAAGAAGCAUACCGAAAGUUGCAGAAGAAAUUUCAUCCUGAUAUUGCAGGCCAAGAGGGCCACGAGUAUACACUGAGACUGAAUGAGGCUUAUGGGGUUCUGAUGAGAGAGGAUCGAAGGAAGCAAUAUGACACUUACACGGGUGGGAUGAGGGUCAGAUUUGGGAAUUUUGGCACCGGAUUAGGUUACAGUUCGUGGAAUGGACCUCUGAGACCUCAGGCUUUGUUUGUCGAUGGGAAUGCAUGCAUAGGGUGCAGGGAAUGUGUACACAAUGCAAGUAAUACAUUCACCAUGGAUGAGACUCUCGGCCGUGCACGAGUAAAGGUUCAGUAUGGAGACAAUGAUAAAAAAAUUCAGGUUUCAGUAGAAUCAUGUCCUGUGAAUUGCAUAUAUUGGGUAGAAAAGGAGGAACUGGAAGUGUUGGAGUAUUUGAUGCAGCCACUGCCCAAGAAAGGAUAUGGCGUGUUUGGAGGUGGCUGGGAAAUUCCAGCCAAUGUGUUUAUGGCGGCCAAGGCCUUCACCAAGCAGCUGGAACGGCAAGAACAGGACACAAAAUAUGGAGCUGAAACUGUGGGAGAAACUCCAGCUCAAGCUGAGGCUCGAGCUAAUGCCACCAUGAAAAUACAAAGGGAGAAGUUUCAUGGAGUGUGGAAUUGGGUAAAGCAAGUUUUUAGUGAUAGCACAAACUUCACAUUCGUCUGACACUCCAGCAGCAUGGCUUAAGCAGUAAUUUAUUCUAUCGUUCACAACAUCCUGCCAACAGAACCAUCUCAUAGUUCAAUACUAAAAAAAUAGUCAUUUUCUUUUAUCAUACGCAACAUG
Messenger RNA from Cucumis sativus (cucumber), 1202 nucleotides. RefSeq names its product chaperone protein dnaJ C76, chloroplastic. Bases 159 to 1082 code for a protein of 307 amino acids. The transcript has 7 exons. The record is from RefSeq and is a predicted model, not a curated record. Lineage: Eukaryota; Viridiplantae; Streptophyta; Magnoliopsida; Cucurbitales; Cucurbitaceae.